GGGGUGCUGGCGUCCGGGGAGGGGGAGAGCAGCGCUGGAAAUGCCCAUCAGGAGGUCCUGGUUUGACACAGCCCCGGCCAAUCACAGCCUGCGUUAGGGGUGGCGGCCAGCGAGAGCUGGGAUGGCGGCCAUGCCGUUCGUCAGCGAGGGGAAGUGUGUCAGCGUGGAGUGGGACUUCCUGCAGGGUCUGCUGGCCAAACCGCCCACCCUGCCCUGCCUGCAGAACCUGAGGAAGGAGAAGUCUCGUAACGCGGCUCGGUCACGGCGUGGGAAGGAGAACUUUGAGUUCUUCGAGCUGGCCAAGAUGCUGCCCCUCCCCGGGGCCAUCACCAGCCAGCUGGACAAGGCCUCCGUCAUCCGCCUCACCAUCAGCUACCUGCACAUGCGCCACUUCGCCAGCCAGGGAGACCCGCCGUGGGCUCCCCUACUGGAGGGAGGACCCAACUGCAACAAGGCACUGCGGAGAACCUCCCAGUCUCUGGCCUCGGACAUGUUCGAGCAGCACCUGGGAGCACACCUGCUGCAGUCACUGGAUGGGUUUGUGUUUGUGGUUAGUUAUGAGGGACGGUUUCUCUACAUUUCUGAGACGGUAUCCAUCUACCUGGGCCUUUCACAGGUGGAGCUGACUGGGAGCAGUGUGUUCGACUACAUCCACCCGGCGGAUCACGUGGAGAUGGCCGAACGGCUCGGGAUCAGGCCGCACCUCCGAGCCGAAGCCGGCUGCCAUCAGGCCACUGAGAGCGCCUCCAGCUCCGCGUCUACCUCCUCAUUGGCCGAGACCCCGGAACCAGCCCCCUCCAGCCCCCUGUCCCUGGAGGACGAGACCUCAGAGAGAGGCUUCUUCAUCCGCAUGAAGUCCACCCUGACCAAGAGAGGCCUGCACGUCAAGUCCUCUGGGUACAAGGUGAUCCACGUGACCGGCAGGAUGCGCUGCAGGCCAGUCCUCAUGCCUGGCCCCGCCCGCUCCCACCAGCGGCCCCUGGGAUUGGUGGCCCUGGCUCACACCCUGCCCCCCUCCACCCUGAACGAGGUGCGCAUGGAGAGCCAGAUGUUCGUGUUCCGCGUGAACAUGGACCUGCAGGUCACCUACUGCGAGAACAGGAUCUCGGAGUACAUGGACCUGAGCCCAGCUGAGGUGGUGGGCCACACCUGUUACCACUUCAUCCACGUGGAGGACGUAGAGGGCGUUCGCCAGAGCCACGAAGACCUUCUGCGGAAGGGUCAGGUGGUGACGGGGUACUACCGCUGGCUGCAGCGCCGCGGGGGGUUCCUGUGGGUGCAGUCCUGCGCCACCGUCUCCAUCAACCACAAGGCGCCCCACGAGCGCAACGUCAUCUGGGUCAACUACGUGCUCAGCCGGACGGAGUUGCCGGACACGGCGGUGGAUCUGCUCCAGCUGCCGGAGACUCUGCGGAGUGAGCGCGUGCGAGCGACCCCCCCACCGCGGGACGCCCCGCCUCAGACCCAGGGGGCCGCCGUCUCACGGCCGUCAAAAUGCCUGAGUGGGAGGAGCGCGCCGGGGUCAAAGGCCAGGGAGCCCUUCCCCCACCCCUCGGAGGGCCAAUCGGAGGAGAGCAGGAAGAGGACGUGGCGGUCCCGCUCGGAGGACGGGGCGCGGGAGGCGCGGAGGCUCCGGGAGGAGCUGCGGGAGGUGAGGGAGGAGAGCCAGUCCACCUCCUCCGACCUGGGGAGCGACAGCGAGGGGGAGCGGGGCGAGGGCGGGGGCGAGCGCGGCCCCCACAGGAAGCAGGUGAAGCGCGAGGAGGGGCUGGGGCGGCCGACGGGGGGAGAGCUCACGCUCGGGGCCGGCGGAAGGAUCCAGAACGGCCGGGCGGUGAUCCAGCACCUGAAGGGAGUGGCCCCUCCCGUGCCCAGCAUUAAGACUGAGCAGGACUUUGGGACGUCCGUGUCGGGCCACCCGGGGCCGCGGUGGGGCCACGCACACUCGCACUCCCACCCCUCCCUGCGCGGGACCCCCAACGGCGAGAGCCCGCCCGACUCCACCCUCACCCCGCCGGGAGGCGAGGCCCCCAAGGGCCUGUUCUCCCCCGGCUCCCCUGGCCUGACCCCGCCCAUGGGGGGCUCCCCGCUGGGACGGGACGAGAGGUGCCUCCCUGGGGCCCGUGGCCCGGACUUCGAGCUGCUGCAGAGGCUGGCUGCGGGCGGGGCCGGGCGGGUGCUCUUCCACCCCCUGGCCCUCGGCCCCCAGGGGCCCCAGAGCCUGUACGCCCCCAGCACCAUUCGCUACGCCCCCGCCGAGCUGCCCCCCGCCCACGCCCACGCCCUGUCUGAGGGACUGGCCCCGGAGCACCCCAAGCCCCCACACCACCCCCCGGCCUUCUUCCCCCACCUGCAGAGGAUCGCCGGCCUGCCCCCCUUCAGCGGAUUCUCCCCCUCCGACACGCCCUUCCCCCCCGCCCUGCCCUUCUGCCUGAACGGACUGAGGGGGGCUGCUGGGACAGAGGAGGACUGA
Molecule: messenger RNA, 2473 nt
Organism: Conger conger (European conger)
Lineage: Eukaryota; Metazoa; Chordata; Actinopteri; Anguilliformes; Congridae
Gene: npas1
Product: neuronal PAS domain protein 1
Exons: 12
Coding region: 122-2473 (783 amino acids)
Biological process (GO): regulation of transcription by RNA polymerase II
Molecular function (GO): RNA polymerase II transcription regulatory region sequence-specific DNA binding; DNA-binding transcription factor activity, RNA polymerase II-specific; protein dimerization activity
Source: RefSeq, a predicted model, not a curated record